Lecanosticta acicola is the source of this 659-nucleotide messenger RNA. Lineage: Eukaryota; Fungi; Ascomycota; Dothideomycetes; Mycosphaerellales; Mycosphaerellaceae. The record is from the annotation of a GenBank genome assembly.
AUGGGAUCCUCCUCCUUCUUCUUGAGCCGUCUCUCGCCUGAACUUCGCAACCUCAUCUACGAACACGCCUUCACAUCACCCUACGCCGUCACUCUACCGCCAGCCUCUCCCACCAGACACCAUCAACACCCUCUGACUCUCACAUGUCGCGCAAUCCGCCACGAAAGCCUUCCAAUGUACUAUUUCCUAACAGACUUCAACGCACAUUUGGAUGACGGCCCCGCAACACCGCUAGCAAAAUGGUUGAAAGUUCUGGGACCUGAUCUCGUAGCUUGUAUUGGGCAGAUCAAUAUAUGGGUAUGUACAAGCACGGCAAGAGAUCAUGUUAGUCAUCGCAUUAGCUUUCCAGAAGGUCUUGCCUCGUUCCCAUGCUAAUAGUUGCUCUCGACUAGGAUAUGCAUAUGCUCAAUGGCACCUUGCACGGUAUCGAUUCCACCGCACGACUGCUUUCCCCAGGAAUCGGAGCUGCCAGCGACCAGAAGUAUGUCCUUCGCCCGCUAGGCGACUGGGCGAUCCAGACUGGAUGGUAUCUCGAAGACGUCAUCCUGUCUCUGCGUUCCAUGGGCAUGGACCUGCUGCGGUUUUGCAUCGUGUCGGAGCCCGGAGAGGACAGCAUUCCCAAACUCACAUCGGAGUUUGCGAUUGUAGAAUUGGAAUAG